GUAUCCACACACGGCUUCACUUCAGCGGACUGUCAUCCUUGGAGCGGCCGCAGCAUCACCACUUUCCUCUUUUUCCUCGCUUUUUACGCACGGAUUUAACAUGGGCACGGCGUGAAGCGAGCUGUCCACAACGCAGCAGUGUUUUACGGACAUUUUUAUCGCCUGACCCGGCUGUUUUGGUUCGCAACAUGAUGGAGUACUGGAGGCAAUGCGCGCUGUGGCUGAUUAACUGCAAGGUGCUCCCAGCCAACCACCGGGUAACAUGGGAGUCCGCGCAGGUUUUCGACUUGGCCCAGACUCUCCGGGACGGGGUGCUUCUUUGCCAUCUGCUCAACAACCUCCGGCCGCAGUGCAUCAACCUGAAGGAGAUCAACCUCCGGCCGCAGAUGUCACAGUUUCUUUGCCUGAAGAACAUCCGUACCUUCCUGGCCUCCUGCAGUGACACCUUUGGGAUGAAGAAGAGUGAGCUGUUUGAGGCGUUUGACCUCUUCGACGUGAGGGAUUUUGGAAAGGUUAUGGACACAUUAUCCAGGCUAUCCUAUACAACUAUUGCACAACAAACUGGAAUCAGGCCAUUUCCAACUGAGGAGAGUGUCCAAGAUGAAGAAAUCUACAAUCAUUUGGAAGACCUCAUAGAUGAAAAAGUGGAGGAUGAGGAGGACCUGUACGACUGUGUUUUUGACGAUGAAGAUGGAGGAGAGAUUUAUGAAGAUUUGAUGAAGACAGAAGCCAUUGCUCCACCGACAUGUCAAAAGCAGUCAGACAUCAGGAGCUGCUGUUUAACUGAAAUCAAACAAACAGAGGAGAAGUACACCGAGACCCUGGAGUCCAUAGAGAAGCACUUUAUGUCGCCCCUCACCGUCUUUUUAUCCUCGACCGAGACUGAAAAGGUGUUUGUGAAUAUACCAGACCUGGUCAAAGUUCAUAAAAGUUUGCUGCUUGAAAUCCAAGACUCCGUGUUACACAGAAGUGCCCAAAACCUGUACCAGAUAUUUAUCACUUUCAAAGAGAGGUUGUUGAUCUAUGGAAAGUACUGCAGUCAUGUGGAGACGGCCAUCGCCACACUGGACGACAUCUGUAAAGACAGAGAGGAUGUCCGCAUGAAGCUCGAGGAAUGUUCAAAAAGAGCCAACUAUGGAAAAUUUACUUUGAGAGAUCUUCUGGUUGUUCCUAUGCAGCGAGUUUUGAAAUACCAUCUCCUUCUACAGGAGCUGGUGAAACACACACAUGAUGCCAUGGACAAGACUAAUCUGCGCAAGGCACUGGACGCAAUGAAGGACUUGGCUCAGUACGUGAAUGAGGUGAAGCGAGACAACGAGACGCUCCGAGAGAUAGAUCAGUAUCAGAAAUCCAUCGAAAACCUGAACCAGCCUCUGAAGAACUACGGGCGGCCCAAAGGGGACGGGGAAGUGCGGGUGUCUACAGUGGACAGGCGCGCUAAACAGGAUCGGCACAUCUUUUUGUUCGAUUCAGCAGUGAUUGUUUGUAAACGCCGUGGAGAUAAUUACGAAAUGAAGGAAGUGAUCGACCUCCACCUCUUCAAGAUUACUAACAACCCCACCUCGGACAAGGAGAGCCGCAAGUGGUCCUACGGAUUCUACCUCACUCACAACCAGGGACAGAGCGGAUUUGAGUUUUUCUUCAAGACUAAGGAGCUGAAGAAGAAGUGGCUGGAGCGAUUUGGCAUGGCGAUAUCUAACAUUCGUCCUGAAAAUGGCACCAACAACCACCAUGAAUUCCAGAUGCACACAUUUGAGCGGAUCACCUCGUGUAACUCCUGCCACAUGCUGCUGCGGGGAAUCUUCUAUCAGGGAUACCAGUGCCAGAAGUGUGGUCUGGGAGCUCAUAAGGAAUGUCUGGGACGCUUUGGAUCCUGUGGAAAAACAGAUCCGGGCUCCAUCAGAACUCAGAACAAGGAUAGAGAUACAGGUUUGCCUAAGAUGGUGGUCGUCAGGAACUACUUUGGGGUCCCCAGUCCUGCGUCUGGUCCACCCCUGAACAUUCAAACUGGAGACAUCAUCGAACUCAUCUGUGCAGAUCUACACAGUGCAUGGUGGCAGGGCAAAAUCCUGUCGACAAAAGAAGUUGGCUUUUUUCCCAGUGAUGCUGUGAAGCCCUGCCCUUGUGUACCAAAACCCAUAGACUACUCCACUCAGCCCUGGUUUGCAGGCCCCAUGGAGCGCUUUCAAGCUGAGGCAGAACUCAUCAACAGGGUUAACAGCACGUACUUGGUCCGACAUCGCAGCAAAGAGUUCACAGAGUACGCCAUCAGUAUCAAGUACAACAACGACGUCAAGCACAUUAAGAUCCUGACCAAGGAGGGCGGCUUCCACAUCGCAGAAAACAAGAAAUUCAGAAGCAUAGUGGAGCUGAUCGAGUACUACAAGCACCACUCGCUCAGAGAAGGAUUUCGAAGUCUGGACACAACUUUACAGUUUCCAUACCGGGAACCAGAGAACACUGCAAUGCAACGCCUCAACCGAUCUGGCAGCAACAUGUUUACUCCCAAAGUGAUCGGAGUGGCCAUUGCACGGUACGACUUCUGCUCUCGGGACACCAGGGAGCUGUCUCUGCAGGAGGGAGACGUGGUGAAGAUCUACACCAAGUCUGGAGCCAAUGGCUGGUGGAGGGGAGAGGUCAAUGGACGGGUUGGCUGGUUUCCAUCUACAUACGUGGAGGAGGGAGAGGAGUGAAAUGCAUAAGAAGACAAGGACAUAAACUACUUGUGACUGGCCCUCUGCUGCUCACUCCAGUGUUAAGCAUGGCUGUUCCAGAGCUGCUCCUGAACCAGGCCUCCGGGACAAUAAAGAAAAGGGCUUCAGUCCAUCGCCAAUGCAAAGAAGUGGCCCCUAACUUUCUGGUUGACUGUGCAGUUAAGUGACUCCACUCACUAGCAGCCUGCCUGUCAGAGGGAGCGCAGCCUGGGUCCUCCUCCUCCAAACUUCAUGUACAUCUUCAAGUCUACCACUCGGUACUGCAUAAAAGUCUGUGCCAAUUGAAGAAAGGUACAGAUAAUUUCACUCAUUCAUAAAUUCUUGAGUACCUGCCAUUGUACUGUUCGAUUUGGGAAAAUGGACGAUCAACAUUGGAAUCUUCUCAUUAAAUUGUCUGACCAUUUAGCAGUAAAAAUGUGGUUGGCUUCAUGUAGACUGGCUCCUAUUGACAAACUGAAAGAACUGUACAACAUGUGGAACCAACAGCCAGUUUCAGUAUUAAUUGUUCAAAGUAUCCAAAACAUUCAUUAAUCUUAAAGUGAAAUUACAUGUCUGGUACCUUUUAAACGCUCAAAAUCUUAAAUUGUAUUAACAGCACUUAGAAAAUUAAUAUCUAAAAUGUAUACUUUCAAUUAGCAUAAAAAACUAGAGGGAAAACAAGGUAAUACAUUUUAAAGAAGAUCUAUUCUGCUUAAAAGUGCACUGUGUAACUUUUCUGGUGGGGGGUUUGCCAUCUGCUUGUAUCCAUAGAGAUGGUGUGGUUGAUGUUAUUUACUCCAUAACAUGUUUUUUAUUGACCUGAAAAACUCACCUCUCCACAAAUCUGACAUGUAACUUAUCCCUAUGGCAUUGCCUGCUGUCUUUGUAGAGCUAUUAAUAAGCGUAAUGCAAGGAUCAAGGAUUUAAAGCCAAAAAAAGAGAAUGUUUGUUGAAUUUUAUUGCCCUUCUUCCUACGGGAUUUGACGCAUUACAUACUUCACAACAAACAGCAGCGACUGGUUAAAUAAAAAGUACCCGGCUACCGUCGAGUGAACGAAUCCUAAUGCUGCGAGGUCAGACGGUUUCUACGAAGUGAAACUGGUUGAAGAAUCAGGCUAGGUGACAGAUCCUCCACCUGAAAAAUUCCACAGUGCACCUUUAGAUUGGUCAAACACACCAGAAUCACUCCAAAUACAGCCAAAUGAGGGGGAGCAACUACUAGUAUAACAUGAAUAAAAGCUGUGAAAUGUCGAUUUUGCAUUAUAGGUCUUUUAAGUCAAAUUUGAGUGACAAGAAAGACCAAAAUGUCUCCAGUACCACUCUGCAUGUUCCUGUUUUCCAGCUAUUGAAAUACAUACACCACAUUGCAUACACUCCAUUACAUAACGAACCUCACUCUUUGUUAAUCCUCCUCUGCCUACUAUCAAUAACAUGCCAUGACCUCGCCAGUGUCUAUUUUUCAUCUUCUUUAUCUUGAUAUCGAUGACCCAAUUGCACACACACAUACCCCACACGUGCUCCGCCCACCUCUCCACCUCCUCAGAUUAAGAUACAGGAGUCAUUGGACCCUCUGGUUAUCUGCUCUCAGCUCUGCCAACCAUUGAUCGGAGUUGUUCCUAUUCUCCUCUGUUCUUUAUCUGCAGCGUGGCCUCGUGUUUUCCACUUGUUACGAUCUUCUUCUCUUAUCGGUGGCAGCUUUGAUGGUAGAAGAUGAAUUUCACGGGUUUUUCUUAUUGGAGGUAUUACCUGAAAUCCACUAGUCCCUCGUGAAGAUGCUCAGACUUUGUUUUCGUCAGAGCUCUUAUCUUCUGUCUUUUGAGUUUGGACAAGUUGUUUUUACACAUAUGAGGGAUAGCAUAUAGUGUUUUGCACUGAUCUGGUGGUACUUUAAUAUAAGACCAUUUGUAUUAAUUGUAGAGUAAAUAAGUAUGGAAGUGAAAGAAUUCAAAAGCUUGCAUUUCUUAAAAGGUCAAUUUGAAUACUACUCCAAAAACACAUACAUACAUUAAUUGGCUUAUUUUUCACAGUGUAGUAAUUUCAGUAAUUUUCUUUUUAUUUAGUCCAUUAAAGCCCACAUUGCUUAAAUACUAACAUGCACCCUUACUUUGAGCAGGCUGGUUUCUCCACAGACCUGACUUGAACAUGGCCUAGAUAUGAGCAUAUAUAGAUUUUUAUCCUAAUAUGUGUUUUAUCUGAAAUGUUACGCAGUAGUAAAAAGGUAACACACUUGUUUUGCUGAAUUUUUCUUAGUGCAAAAUGGUCGUAUUUUUGCAGUCUGUAAGUAUUGACAACUAACAAUGAAUACAUUAAUUAAGCACUGUUUUCCAUUGCGAAAAUAUUGCACGUGUUCUUUUUAUACAUUUUAACUUUUACACGCCAGACUAGAAGUACCACUGAUUCACUUUUCAAAAUGGCACCAACUCUUUUUGCCAAAUUUGCCAGAAAAUAUCUAUUCCCACAGUACUUCAGUCUGAGAAACACAUUUAGCUUCUGUCAAUAGUACAUUAACACUGUUUUUGGCUGCGUAGCUCCCUGUCCUCCCUCUCACCCCAUUCAGCUCCACUCUACACUGUCUCCUUAAUCCUCAGUGAAAAGAGGAUUCUCCCACUUUAGAAAGAAUUCAAUAGCUUUUACUGCGAAACACACCUCAACAACGGACUUACAAAGAGCACUACAAAUCACUGCUGAAAACAUGUGGACGGCUUAAUCCUACUCACAAUAUUAUGACAGAUUUUGUGACAUUGCAUUUAAAUUAUUUGAAAGAACAAACAAAACUGCAGAUCAAAAAACGUAGAAACGUUUGAGAAAAACUAUAUCAACACAGAGCUGGCUUACAAAAUACACUGUGAUAUUGGAUAAAAACUUAUGAUUAAGGUCCAAUAUUACAUAGAGUGUAAUAUAAAUUGCCUCUAAAAACACCUAUAUAUUUUGGUAUAUUUUCUAACAUUGGCUUUUACUUUUCAAAACUACACAGAAUGAAACAGGAUGCUUGGAUAAAACAGUCAUAAACAUUGCUUCUGCCAACACUUCUUUGUGCGUGUUUUUCACAUUCGCACACACCUACACUUGGCAUUUUAAAAUCACCAUCUCCAACUGUUUUACAUAACAGAUAAUGUAUAGAAUUAUGUUGUUGCAAACGAUUCAAACAUGUGAAGCACUUUUUCCUUGUUAAUAUUGCAUCAAGCCGCACAUUGGGUUAAUAGAGAAGUUUAGUGGCUGCAGGGGAUCAGACAGUCUUUGUGUCUAAGUCUGGGUGGUGUUUUUUCCCAGCAUGCCUCGGGGCAAAGCUUUGAUUCAAAAGCCUUCCUCUUCCCCUGUCAUGUCGUCUUAUUGUGCGGGUGCCAUUGGGUAUUGUGCAAGAUGGAUUUGGAAUAAUUAUAUUUGAAGAAGUGAGAUUGAAUGGGUAAGACAUGUUUUUAAAUGUAAGCUUAAUUGGGCAAUUAUGUCUCAAAGAUGUUAAGAGCUUUUUAACAGCAGUUGAAGUCAUGCAUCUAUGCUAUAGGAUAAAGACAUGUGUCAGUGGUGAAAGUGCUAUUUGACCAAAGUGAAGAUUCAUAGGCUUAAGUGAAUGUAUGUUUAGAACAGUGUCAUUAAGUCACCACUAGAGGGAAGCAUCCCAAACUCAACUUCCAAAAGUUUGGAGGUGACGUCAUCUGAUUAAACAGUGUUGUCCUUGGAGAAUCUGUGUUUUAUACUUCAUGAAGCUAAACAAACACCUCUGUCUUUAAAUAGACUUAAGUAAUUUUCUGAUCAAAAAGGAAAACUAUUAUUAAGUACUUAAGUAUUGCUGUUAAACUACAUGGCAGACAAGAAAAAAUAUUGUAAAAACAGAAUUUGGAUUAGCUCCCUCUUUCUUCAGUGACUGUUGUAGUUACAACUUUUACUUUUAAAUCAUCUUUGUUAACAUGUCAAAUCCUUUAAUUCACUUCUCCAAAGCUAAAUGCUGCAUGUCCAGGCAUUACCAGACUAGUAUACAGCUAUAACAGCAUCCUCCCCUUUUCCCAUAAUCCACUGUUGUGAUCUUCCUCAUAUGAACUCUUGACAGUGGGACCAUUUACCAGCGCCCCUCCCUUCCAGUCAGGUUCGGGACAGGGGCGGCAGGUGGGGGAGGGGGGGCUCAAGGGUAUCAGUGAUCUAAUCAUUACAGCGUCUCCUCACCUCACCGACCCGCCUGCAUCCAUCUUUAUGUCACAAACCACAAUACCACAAACGCACAGACUUAUCCUGCUCCGCUUCUGUCACCUCUCUCCCCUCUCUCUCUCCCUCUGUCUCUCCAUCUCUCCACCGCAUCUAUCUUUUAUCCAAUCUCCGUCUCCUCUGCUUGUGCCUCGUUCAGUCGCUUCUUGUACUCGUGUUUGGGAGACUGCGCGACAGAGGAAGCGCUACAGUUCAAUAGCACUUACAAUGGGCAAAAUAACAUCCAUCUUAACAAACUGUGGCCAUUUACAGCAUUGAUUCUGAUGUGAGCUACAGUGAUGGAGCUAGAAGAGUUUACUGCAUUGGGGGCUAGUUCUGUUCUUGCAUGUCAUAUUAGUUUUAAGUACAACUCUGCAACUUAUCAAAUUAUCUGUUUUUUAAAAAUUGCAAAAUCUUGAAAUUGCGGAUCAUUCUAAAAGAAGUUUAUUCCUGACUUUGAUGUAAAGCACAUUAUGGUACAAAUGCAAUCAGAUAUUUAUACAAAUGUAAUUGAAGUUUGCAGUUUACUAUUUCUUAAAUAAUAGUUUAUGAUAAGAAUGAAAAUGUAAAGAGCUUCCCCUGUUUGAAAGACCAGCAGUCCCUACUCUGAUUUUGAUUAAAAUAAAUUGAUUAAAAUUGUAAUUGGUUAGCAGUAACAAUAUUUCUUAACACUUUGACCGAGAUAAACCCUGAAUCACCUAAAUUAGUCCCUUAGUGAAGAGAUACAAUGCCACUUAUAGUUUUGCUUAUUUUGCCAGUUUUAGUUGUAAAAUAUAGCCAAAUAAAUGCUAUCAAAAUGUAAUAUUUAAAUCUAAUCUCAUAUUUUUAUUUAUCUAUAUCGUGUUUCUCCUAUUUCUGUUUGUAUUAUUUUUAAGUCGUAUUUAUUUAAAUCACACAAUUUGACCAGAUGCCAGUAACAUAAUCGGUUCGGAGUUAAAGGUGGUACUUAUCAAAAGGACAAUGUCGUCAAUGGGAGCCAGUCUUCAUAUGAUUCAGAUGCCCAAAGACAAUAACACUGUUUCAUAAAUGAAAUAUAAAACAUGUGUAUCAAUGUAUCACUCCAUAACUGUAUAAAAUAUAAUUGGGAGAUCAUUUUUACAUGAAUCUACUCAAGUCAAACAUGAGAAUUGACUGUGUUUUGUUCAUUGUUCAUUAUUACUGCUAUAAUCCAGCCCCUCUUCUUGACUGAAUUCUGUAUCCUCAUGUUAUAUUUGUUAAUUGUCAUUAUUCUGAAGCCAAAGAUGCUCUCUGUACUGUGAUGUCUCUCUCCUUGGUACCGACCGACCGUUGUGGCCUGAAACUGAAACCGUGCAAUCCUGUGUAGCAUUAUGUGUAUUGUUGUUGUAUUAUAAUGUAAAUAAUGUAUAUAGCACAUAAUAAAAUAUACAUUGCUUCUUCUUA
Boleophthalmus pectinirostris (great blue-spotted mudskipper) is the source of this 8270-nucleotide messenger RNA. It is a transcript of the gene vav3a, whose product is annotated as guanine nucleotide exchange factor VAV3. The record is from RefSeq and is a predicted model, not a curated record. The transcript has 27 exons. The coding region runs from base 189 to 2693 and encodes 834 amino acids. Gene Ontology annotation, biological process: regulation of GTPase activity; cell migration; intracellular signal transduction. NCBI's taxonomy places the organism in Eukaryota, Metazoa, Chordata, Actinopteri, Gobiiformes, Gobiidae. Gene Ontology annotation, molecular function: protein binding; guanyl-nucleotide exchange factor activity. Gene Ontology annotation, cellular component: cytoplasm; plasma membrane.